Molecule: messenger RNA, 3930 nt
Organism: Entamoeba invadens IP1
Lineage: Eukaryota; Evosea; Mastigamoebida; Endamoebidae
Exons: 2
Coding region: 1-3930 (1309 amino acids)
Source: RefSeq, a predicted model, not a curated record
AUGGAAAAGAAGGUGUACAGCUGUAAGGCCUUUUCUGAAAUGUAUAACAAUCUGUAUGUAGAAGUGAAAAAGAAGAAAAAGACGGAGACGCUGAUGUUGGAUAUGGUCAAAAACGCGACGGGAAUUAAGGGGAUGAAAGAGGACCAAUUUCUUGAGGACGUUAAACAGAAUCAAGCAAAGUACUUUGACCCAUUAUUAAAAGCGAUUGAAAGUAAUGUCACUAAAUGUUGUUCGUUGGCGUUGGAGAUGCUCACUAUGUUUUUUGAAACCGACACAUUUAGCUCGCAAUGGUUCUGUCGGGUGAUGAAAUGUUUGAACAAAAUGGAAACGAACGACGAACUUUGCACAAAAAUAGUUAUAAUGCUGUCUUUGGUCUUUUCAACACCGAAACUUGUCUUUCUGUUCCAAGGAGAUGCACUUAUUGAUGUGUAUUGCUUCCUAUUUGGUUUGGUAGAAAGCGAGAAAGGGAAAUAUUAUGACAACUUCUGUGAAUGGACGUUUAACAUCUUUUUGGUGUUGAACAAUAAUAAAGAACAAAAGGAAACUUCAUUCUUGGAGGACCAAGUCUGUGUGUUAUUCAAGGAGUUUUGUUGCAUCAUCAAAACAGGGAGAUCCGUUGUGUUAAAAACCACAAAGACGCUUGUCUCGGUGCAGAUGAUUAGUUCUAUUUUGAGAAAAAAUCCAAUUCUUUUCGAAAAACCCAAAUUCUUGGAGGCAGUCUCAUCUGAUUGUUAUCAGAUGUGUUUUUGGUUACUGGAUAACGCGAUAUAUAACACGGGUGUCUUUGAAUUGGUUCAACUUGUUGUAACGAAAUAUUCUUAUGCCAAUAACUUUGUUCGAUUAUUCACGAAAUUGCUUGGGUUGGUCACAAAGGAAAAGGCGAAGGAGGUGCAGUUCACCUCGAUCCAACGCAUUUCCGAAUAUUUUGACAAAACAAUCGAAAGAGGGAAUUGGAAAGAAGUUGUUGUGCCGUCGCAAGAGUUCUGUAACUUCUGUUUGGAGAUGUAUGCAAGGUUUGGGAGUGAUAACAUCGAAAUACCAUUUGUGACAUUUAAUGUAUCACUUGAUUUGGGGAAGGUCAUGGCGUCUCCCGAUGGAUGUAUCUGUUGUGUGAUGACAAAAGUUUUAAUGAACGUUGCAUCGUUUUUGCUUGCGGACAAAGAACGGCUUACAAAGAAAGAAGAGAACUACACAAUACUUUUUGGAGCAAUUCAACAACAAAUGAUCUACUUUGUGAACACUAAAACACCACUGGUGUUGUUAGAAGAAUAUUUGAAAUUCAUUCUUAACACAAUUGGCGUUGUUUUGCCAUUGCAACUGUAUGAAUAUGCAGAUGUCCUUCUGAGUGAAUUAGUCAAAGCAACAAAGACAGUGCCACUCCCACAAAAUGUAAAUGGGCUGUUGGGGGAAAAGGAGAUGGCGUUUCUGAAAUGUGUUACAGACAUUUUCACCAAUUUUGGAGAUAUUUUCACACAAGACGAAUUUCACACUGUUUUGCAGAUGAUUGCGACUGUGAAAUCACUUUCGAUAUACUCUCCACUUAUCAAGGAGAAUAAGACAACAUCGGUGAUAUUCAAUUUUGCGUUUGAGAACAGCCCGACAUGGCCCGAUGAGACGUUUGUGCAUUAUGUUGAGACGUUAUGUGUGAUAUGUGGUACCGUCAUGAAAGAAUAUAGAAGUGACACGUUUAAAAUUGAGAGGUACUACUUUGAGGAAUUAUACCGGAUAGUAUUUUCCCAAACAAAACGAUUUGUACUCAUCAAGGAUAUUGUGCGUCCGAUAUUUAUUAAAUGUGUAGAACACAAUGAAGAGUGCAUCAACUCAUUCUUCUUUAACCAAAGCAACGAGGUGAUCGAAAAAAAGAAACUCGACCCUUUCUUGCCAAUCUUUUUAGAGUUGUUUUUCGACGUUUCGUUUGUGGUUUUCAAUGACAAAACAAAGUCGAAGUUGGGGCUUCUCGACAUAUUGGUGACUCAUGUCGACACUGUUGUCACCAAAAGCGAUUUAAACAGAUUUUUCGAGCUAGUGAAAACGUGUGCAACAAAAGACGUCACGAGUCAGGCGUUCACUUUAGUCAAAGAAUUGUGUAAAGCGGAUUUACUUCGCGAGAUGGAUAAAGCGCACUUAGUUUCGCUUUUUUCAGUUGUUCGAACCUAUGUUGAGCAAAAUGUUGAAUUGAACAUUGCAUUAAGUUCCAUUGAAUUACAAUGGAAUUUGUUGGAAGGGGUACACCAAAUGCCAGAGACGGUGAUCACUAAACAAGAGAAGGAGGAUGUGAUGUAUUUACUCUUCGACCAAAUGCUUGAAGAAAUUGAAGAUGAACGAUAUGACAUUUGGUUUUCUGCCGCACAGACACUUUUACGUGCGAUCAAUGAUCAAGGAGUGUUUUUCAGUGAUGAGGGGUGGGAGAAAUUGAUCAACGGGAUAUUUUACAGUGCAUUUCAGAAGUUGAAAGUUAUUGUCUUUCCGAAAGUGUUGAAUAUGACAGACAUCCCACGCAAAGAAGAUAUUGAAAAGACUGAAAUCUUUGGUCGUGUGACAACGGAAAUUCGAAGGUGGAAUGACUCGGUCACGGCAGAUUUGUCAUGUGUGAUGCGGUCGCUUAAAGUGAUGUUCAAGAAGUUUAAAGACGAGGAUACAAAGAAACAAGUGUAUCGAUGCAUCUUAGGGUUCACAGAAUUUGCGUUUUUUAGACCGACCAUUGCGGGAAUUGAAAUUGGGAUGAAAUACGUCUUUAAACUUGCACCAAUCCUAUUUGAUGAGUCGUUGUUCAUAACAGUUGACAACGCCCUUGUUCAAGAUACGUUGGACGAAAUUGAAAUGAUCAAUAAGUUUGUGUUGUUCAACAAUGGCGUCUUUACUGGAACUUCUGUUUUGUACUUGAACUUACUGCUCGACUUCUUUGUCAUUGGAAAUGGUGAAGUCAAAAAGCGAAUAGUCUCGAUGGUUUGUAAAUUCUUCACUGUUUUUCCAGGAGACUUCUAUGUUUCUGAAAGAGGCGGUACGCUAGUCCAAGAAAAGGUUUUGUCCCUUUUUGAAGUCAUUUUGAAAGACAAAAAUUUCAACGACAUUCAAACAGACGUGAAAAAGUCCAUUGAGUUUGCGUUUGAUAGUAUCACAGGUGUUGAAACUGUCAACUUACAAGCCAAAAAAUCGAAAUGGUGGGGAGUUAAUGUAUUAUUGCCUUUAUUGAAAGUGUUUGGACUUGAUGAUGAAGUGAGAGAGCGAAUAGUCAAAGGGGUCGACGUUGUUAUUGAUUUGUUUAAUGACGAGUUCAAAGUGAAUGAAAGUGUUAAAAACGUGAACGAGAGUUACUCUGUUGAAUCGUUCAAAAAAAUGCUCACCACCCUUUUGGAGUUUUUAAAAAUGUCUGAGAAAAUUGGGCCGAACGAAGUCAAAGUGGUUGAGUGUAUUUCAAUAACACAACUCGAAAGGAUGCAACACGACACUCUCAUACUUUCAGACGCUGUUGUGUUUGGCGAAACAGAAAAGGUAUUUAAAGAAAUAGAAACCCAUAAUUUUGUUGCAUUAGACACUGACGACUUGAGAGAACUCGUAGAGGUCUAUGGCAACUCACUUGAAUUCAAAGAGUAUGGCAGAAACGUGUCGAAAGGAAGUUAUCAGUGUUUGGUCGAAAACACCUUAACAAUGAAAGAUGUGGAACGUGUGAAAGUCAUCAAGAACAAAGUCCGGGAACGAGUCGAUGCUUUGGUCCAAGCGUAUAAUGAAGAGUCUACUAAUUGUAGAAUAGCAGAAGUGCUCUUUGUGAUAGAAAGUGUUAUUGAGAGGUUUAUAGCAAGUGGUGACAAGUCGAUGAUGAGGUGGUCGUACAUCAAAUUGGUCGAUUUAGUCCCUUCACCGAACCAACCGAUACGGGCCGCAGUCCAAAAGGCACUUUCCAAAAUUGGAGAGCAAAUAUUUGUCGAUUGA